Pogona vitticeps (central bearded dragon) is the source of this 3542-nucleotide messenger RNA. NCBI's taxonomy places the organism in Eukaryota, Metazoa, Chordata, Lepidosauria, Squamata, Agamidae. The record is from RefSeq and is a predicted model, not a curated record.
UACCCUCUUUGGAAGAAGCAAAAACGGCUUCCAGGGAAUGGUUCUUUCAGGGGGAGCUUCCGCAGGCGUGCCAGGGAGACCACCUUCCGGGAAGGGCGGGCUCCGGUUGCCCGUCUCUCGUGCGCUGGUCACAAGGCGCGCCAUGCGGGCACCUCCCUCCUCGUCAGCUGCGGGUGACUCUGACUCAGGUACCCGGGGCUUCUGUGGCUCCUUCCUUCCCCAUUUCCUUCCUGGCCUUCAGGCCUGGCUCUGCCGCCCAUGAGAGAACGCCGACCGAAGCAGCGAGAAGCCCUCCGUGCUGAUGGGCUCCUUUUGCUUCGCUUACAUGUUCCCCUCUCAUUCUGCUUGCCGUCGGUGCCCCAGGUCCAGUGGAGUUCGGGACAGUGUGCAGGACCCCCUCCGCUCCUUGUAUCCUCACAGUGACAACCUGGCAAGGUAGGCCAGCCUGACAGGCCGUAUGAGAGAGAAAGGAAGAGGAAGCCUUACAAGCCUCCGGAUCCCCCUGGUGGGUGUCCUGCUCUAACCAUUACCUACCACCACCUCGCACAAGUCUUCAGAUGGGCUGCAGUGGAGAGAGGGAAACCAUUCCCGCAGCCCCCACUUCAUGCCUGCUUCCCCCUCCACCUCCCUGGCAGCCGCUGGUACCACCCAAAGGGCCUCGGCGCUCUUUGCCCCGUGACGGGGAGGCUGGUGGGUCCACCCUGACCUUUGUCACGGGUGUGCAAAGGAAGGCGGUUGCCGAUAAGAGGGGCCGUGUGGAAAGUCCAAAGGGGACGCUGGCCCAGGCUGUAACGGGGAACGCCACCCCCUCUUCCCCCUCCUCCCCUGAGGGUGACUCACUCAGUAAAAGGGGAAGGAAGGAAGGCCUGAGCACCCAGCUGCCCUCCUUGCGAAAGGCAGGCCGGCUGCGCCAGCGGGGAAGGGCUGCUCGCUGGACGGCAGGCAGGCAGGCAGGCAGCAGUCGGCGCCCUGGCUGCCACCAUGACCAACAGCCGGAGGUUUCAUCGGUCCUAUUCCCUGCGGGCGCCCAAGGCCCCUGUCCUCCUGGAUCUGGCCCCCGGGGAUGGCUACGACCCCCUGGAGGGGGGGGAACCUGCCUGGGGGCCGGGAGAGGACCGAGGCCGCAGGACUCCCAGGAAGGGAGAGUCUUCCGGGGCGCAGAGGGCCCCCCGGGCCCCCCAAGGACGAUGGGCCCGCCGAGCGGCCAGCCUGAGAGCGGGGAAGGCCAGCCGGAGGAAGGAAGAAGGACGCGAGGAGGCCACGGGGCUGCCUGCGGCCACCCAGGGAGACGCCGUGGCCCACUCUGUGGUCCCCGGUGGGGAUGAUGGGCAGCUGCUGCUCGCAGAGGACUGGGAUGGAGCGGGAGGAAGGAUGCAGAAGUGUAAAAAGGUCCACCGUGCCCUCCGGCGAGGCUGGGAGGCCUUCGUGACCAACGUGUACAGCCUGACGUUGAGCUCUCCUGCCCGCCCGCCGGCCGCUGGGCCCCUUCCAUCCCCACAGGUGGGAACGAGAUGAAGGCCAAGCACCCACCCAAUGGAGGGACCGAGGGAUGCUGCGUGACAGCUGCUCCCUGUGGAGUCUUCCUUGUUGCUGCUCCUCAAGAGGACUAGAAACUCCGCUCUUGCGAGGGCAGGACUCAGGCAGGGAGCCACAUUUUCUGUACUGUGCAACCGCUUGACACACACACAUGACUCUUGGAACGAGGACGGAGGGUGGAUUUCCCCCUACGUGGUGCCAGCGGCAGUCUUCCUUCUGGCUUGUUGCGAGGAGGCUGGGGGCCGGGGCCUCUCUGGAAAUACUCGCCACUGGAAGCGGCGUCAACUCCUACCUGUGUCUCCGCCUCCCGGAAUCCUUUCCUGGGACAGUAUUGGCCUCUGUACCUUUGGAACUGGUACCUAACCAUGCCCACAGCAGGGGUGCACACGUGCCCAGGUAGAGAAUGGUAUCUAGCAGGUGCCACAUUGGCAGUCCUGGUCGCCUUAUCUACCUAGGGGUGCGGUGUUUGGACGUCUUAUCUACCUAGUGUUUGAAAGCCCAGGGACUCCUCAUGACCCUCCCCCAUAGCCCACCACCACAUCACGAACCCUCACCCCCCAGGAGACCAAAAGUCCAGGCAACUGGAUGAGUCUGGAUCAACCCAUGAGGAACGGGUCUUUUCUCAGGCUAAAGGCUCUUAGUUUUUCACUCAAGGCCAAACAACGUUCAGACUCUUUGCAUUGCAACAAACAUCUGUCUCGGGUGGGGGGGGGAGAAACCUUUUGGUCCCUUCUAUGUAGCUCCGUGGGACAGAGUGAUCCGGAAGAAAAUGGUGCGCGCAUUGAAAUGGAAGCAGCGAUGUCCUGCUGAUUGUUCCUGUCCUUGAGAUGUGGGAGUCAGAGGCAGAGCAGGAAGGAGAGAAACACAAGGGAUCCCGAAUCUUUGAUAUUUGUUUAACAGAACCGCAGUCCUCAGCUUUCCAUGGCUGACAUUCUACCCAUUGCUCUCGCAGAGAAACCAAGCAGUUUUCCGAAGAAUGACAUUUAUACGUUACAGGGGGCCUCUUAGAGGGGGUCAAUUAUGAUCAGACUGUAAGGAUGUAAAAGUUGCAUUGCUGCCGUUGGAAAGAAACCCAAACCAGGAGGAAUCAUUCUGUGAGAAAUGCAAAAUGGCACUGAUGCAGAGCUGCCAGUAAUUUUUAUUCCUUUCCAUGUGAAAGAGAAAGAUGGCCCUUUUUUUCCAUGCUGUGGGAUUCUGGGCAAUGAAUUUUAUUGCCGUGGGUAAAACAAAGGUCAUAAUUCCAUAAUUCCAUGUCACAAAGAGCCCGUGUGCCAGCCGGCCGGAGGCCUGCGUCUCGCCAGUGGAAUGAGAAUCGAUAAUUCAGAACGGCUGGCCUACAAGAGGGAGGGAGGGAAGGAGGGAGAAGGGCAUCGGGGCCAGCCCUCCGUCCUGGCACACGUGCAGACCCCGUCUGGAAAAGCCAGGCUCCGAUGAGGACGGCGAAGUGGGAGCCGUGGCGUUCUCUCAGCUGGCCUCUUCCCGGAUCUUAGACCAUGGCUCCUCCGUGUGCAACGGGGAACGGUUUGCUUGGUUCGCGUCUGUCUUUCAGGCUGCUGUUAAACGAAGGGGUCCCUCUCCUCCCCCGCCCGACGCUCGGCCUUUCUGGCCGGCCCCACUCUCGGCUUCGGCCUGCCCUGUUCCAAAGGGGGGGGGGAAGGCACCGCUCUGAUCCAGCGCAGGAGAGGGUCCCGUCCUGCUGAGCUUGUCCGUCCUGUGUGGAAAUGUCCCAGAGCAUCCUUUAGGGGCACAGGUGUGGGGUCUGUGCCCAAACAGAUUGUGUCUCCCCUGCUGUGUCCCUUCGAAUUCGGAGGGCAACGGUUUCGUUCCCGUGGGGAACCUUGAAAGGAGGUUGCGGGCAUGGGUAGGUGAGCGGUCGGCCACCCAGGCUGGUGUCUCUUGGGGCGUGAAGGGUGUUGUGGGCAGGCACUCACGACGGGGCAGGACUGUGGCUUGGGGCGCACGACCCCAAAGUGUGGCCGCCUCAAUAAACCCGGAUCCCAUCCUGA